This is a messenger RNA of Phytophthora sojae, 939 nucleotides long. RefSeq lists its product as hypothetical. Gene Ontology annotation, molecular function: DNA binding. NCBI's taxonomy places the organism in Eukaryota, Oomycota, Peronosporomycetes, Peronosporales, Peronosporaceae. The record is from RefSeq and is a predicted model, not a curated record. The transcript has 2 exons. The coding region runs from base 1 to 939 and encodes 312 amino acids.
AUGGAUCCGAGGCGACCAUCGGCAUCAUUCGUUUGGGAUCUUGGUGGCGCACCACAUGAAGCAAGCCACCAGCUAGAAGACGAGCGACCUACCGUGGGUUUAGCACCGCCAUACUAUAUUCAGAGCGAAGGCAGGCAUCGGGAAGCUGUCGUGGGACGUACAUUCAGUACUUCAUUCAUGCGGAGCCCUCCAAUUCGAGCCCGGCUUACGUACCAAGACGAAGAAGACCGCUACAGCGGCAUGGAAGCGACCAUCGGGUUCGAUAGUAACUUGGACGAUCAAGCAUCGGUCCAAGACCAGAAUCGUGCUUCUAAGAAUCUAAAUCAAGUCCACGGGGAUUCGCGGAGCCCGUUGGUGUUUAGUGUCGUUGUUCCUAGGCGCUCGCCACGCAAGCAGCAAGCCUCCACCCAGAGUUGCGAGCAACGCAAGCGCCGGAUCGGAGACUCGAGAGCUGCAGCAACUUUCAAGAUGCCGUAUACUCUCCGGCGGAUUCCAACAAGCGAAUUGCUACACGUUCUAACAGUGCCACCCGUAGUCGCCGCACAACGCGCAACGAGCUCGAGUGGGAAGUCGCCAAGCACGGCGCAACGCAGAGACCGCGGCAAGACAACAAGCUCUGUACGGCGCGGACAAGAAAGCACCCUGUCUGCUCCUUCGGCGCCGGCAACAAGUGCCGAAAUAGUGCUGUUCGAAAUGCACAAAAAGCGCAAGCCCGAGCACUGGCGGUUUAUUCAGCUCGCCUGCAAAAAUGAGUAUAUCGGGAUGAAUAUCAAGGACCUACGAUCGGAGCAUGCUAGGUGUGCAUACUGCAACAAGUGCGGAGAAGAAAUUGUUUUCGAGAAGUCCAACACCGCCUAUGUCACCAGGCACAUGAAAAAGAAGCACCCGAAAGAACUCAAGAAAGCAGCCGAAGAGGAGAAAGCGCGCAAGCAAACUUAA